CCCUGCGGUGGAGGACAGGAUGUGUUCCAGUGGGGCAAAGCUCAAGGAACUAGGCUUCAGGCUGGAUGUCAGGAAGUGCUUCCUGGUGGUUAGGACCCCUAGGAUGUGGAAUGCGCUUCCAAGGGAGAUGAUUGAGGACCCAUCAGUGAGGGUGUUCAAGACUGGACAACCGCGUGUUGGGGAUCACAUGAGUGGAGCUGUCUGGAGCUGGGCGUCAGAGUAGGGAGGCCCUCUUGACUUGACCAGAAGUAGCAGCUUCGAGGGGCACUUUUCCUUGGGACAGCUCAGGUAGAGGUCAAAGGUUAAAUUCUGCGUUCACAACCCUUGUGUUCCUGAAGUUUUCAGAUUUCCCUAUAAAAGAACAUUAACUGUUUCCUCAAUUGAAAUAUUAUUCAUUUAUUUAUUGCAUUUAUGUACCACGCUGAUUUCCUAAAGGGCUCUCUGAGCUGUUUACAAACUUACAAAAAUAUAGACCCAUCCUUACCAAACCAGUUAAUCACUUUGUUGGGUGGAUACGAGACACAAUAAUGGUGCCUGACUCUCUUUCUCCUCUCUGGCAGUUCUCUGUGAACAGCUUAAUGCAGGUGAGAUCUAAUUCAGGGAACGCGAAUGGAGGGAUAGAUUGAAUGCCCCCUUUCUCGGGGCUUUUGCUCUCCCCAUCCCAAUAUUGCCCCUUUCUGCCCUGGUUGCUUUCCAAGCUUCAUGAAGAAAUCGAAGCUGAGGCUGAGGAACUUUCAUGUCAGCUGGAACAUAAACCUGGGUUUGAUGUUCAGUUGCAUGUAUUUUAUUUAUGACGUGUAUGUCCUGCCGCUUUCCUCUGGCAAGGAAUCCAAGACAGCUUAUGUGGUGUUCCUAAACUACAGUAUACGCUUAAAAAUACCCUGUGAGGUAGGAUCAGCUUUGAUUCAGCAGCUGGUCCAAAGUCAACCUGUGAGCUUCAUGGCUGACUAGAACCUGAUCUCCCACUAUCCACUAUGACGGACUGACACUACUUAGCAUCUUAGGAUGUGUGCAGAUAAAACCUUUGGCCUGGAGCCCUGCCUCCUUUUGCAGGAAUGAAGGUAUCUUAAUACGGAGUUGCUAAAAAGAAUAUGACUCCGAGCAGCAGGAAUUGUAUUUAUUCUUUUCACUGACUGAUGUCAUUUCAGAAAUGUGAGCAGCAAACUUUUCAAGGUCUUUGAAUACCAAAGUCGAAGAACAAGAAGACAGAGAGAGAACUCCAUGCAGCUGUGCUCACGCAAUACCACCGAAGGCCGUGUUGCCGUUGAUGAAACUCAAGGAGAAAGCUGCUUACAAGAGAGCAGGAGCAUCCCCAGUUCACAAAGCUUUCCUUGAGAGAAGAACGAGGGGCACUUUGUGGCUUGCUUCUUGUCUUCGAAGGCUCGCCACCAUGAACAGCGCAGAAAUGGCUCAGUUUAAAGCCUCAACAAAAUUCACAAGGAAAAUAUUUGGACUAAACGUUCUGGACAGUUUUCCUGCUUUGAAGUAGCUUGUCAUGCUUUACCCGUAUGAACUCUGUUGACCCUCAACUAGUCUUUUGGUUUCCCUCCCCUGAGUCAAAUAGCAACUAGUGACACUUUGAAAUCUUGAAUCUACAGCCAUUCUUUGGCAGCUCCGGCUUCAUAGCAAAUGCAGACCAAGCUGACUUGCUGCAGAGAAAACCUUCCUUCGUUUUAAAUGAAGCGUGCCGACCCCUUCCCCAAAUAAUUCUCAACACCCCACUCCCCUUUCUAAGGUCAUGGAUCCUGAACAAAGCCAGAAGAGCACAAAGAAGGGCGAGGAAGGUCCGAGGAAGAGGCUUGUGAAAGGAGAAGCUUUCCAGGGCAGUGUUUCGUCUGCAGCUCCAUAUCCAAGCACCUCUGCCCCGUUGCAAGGCUCUCCCCUCCAAGACGUUGCCUCGCAGCAGCAUUUUGCAAGGGAGGAGAGCCAGGAGAAGGCGGGACAAGCGCAGCCGAAGCCUCCAACCUUUGAACACCCAUCCCACGUGGCUCAGCUUCAGCAGCUCCCCCUGUCGCCCGCAUAUAUGGCUCCCCGAAAGCAGGAACACGUCCUAGAGGGCCCCACUUGGCAGCUAGUUGAUCCACCGAGGGCCGUUCCCUCUAGUUCAUUUCCUUCCUCUGGGCCUCAUGCUAGUCACAGCCGGGUCAUUCCAUCCCACUCCUCUGUCGUUCCCGAAGAAGACAUGCCCUCUGUUCAGAAGCUCUAUGUCCCUCGCACCCCGCAGGUUUCUGUGAAACCCUCUGAAGAAGGACACAAAAAGGAAAAGAAACCCCAGAAACCUGGCAAGUACAUUUGCCAGUACUGUAGCCGGCCUUGUGCUAAGCCAAGUGUCCUCCAGAAGCACAUCCGGUCACACACAGGGGAGAGGCCCUAUCCAUGUAUUCCAUGUGGCUUUUCCUUUAAAACCAAGAGCAAUCUGUACAAACAUCGGAAAUCUCACGCUCACCGAAUCAAAGCUGGACUGUCUUCGGGGGCUGGCACAGAGUUGUAUCCCUCCAGCCUGGAAAUGGAGAAGAUGGCUGGCGAGGAAUUUGAAGAGCCUACGGAAGGAGAAAGCACGGAUUCUGAGGAGGAGACCAGGACCACGCCGGGUCACUUGGCAGAACUGUCACCCAGGCAAAAGCAGACGAUGUUGUACGGGGCGGGAAGUCAGGGCUCUAGCCAGGAGAGCUCCUCCUUUUCCCAUUCGAGCAUGUCCCAGUCUCUGGAUGACACCAGCCAGUUUGUGGAGCCAGCCACGGAGCAUGUCCAAAGUCAUAAAUCGGAGGAAACGCAUACCAUCAAGCAGAAGCUUGCCCUGCGGCUAAGUGAAAGAAAGAAGGUGAUUGAGGAACAGGCGUUCUUGAGCCCUGGCAGCAAAGGCAGCACAGAAUCAGGCUAUUUCUCAAGGUCAGAGAGUGCCGAGCAGCAAAUCAGUCCGCCAAACACCAAUGUAAAAUCUUAUGCAGAAAUUAUUUUUGGGAAAUGUGGGCGAAUUGGCCAACGGACAGCCAUGCUAGCUGCAGCCGCCACCCAAGAAUUUCCACAGAUGUCAGCUGAGGAAAAGCCCAGCACAGUGCCCUUGUCUGUGCCUCGAACACAGGUCAUCGAACAUAUCACCAAGCUGAUCACAAUUAAUGAAGCUGUUGUGGAUACUAGUGAAAUAGACAGCGUUAAGCCGAGGAGGAGUUCUUUGUCUCGACGGAGCAGCAUCGAAUCUCCCAAGACUGGUGUGUAUAGAGAACCCUUUCAAUUAGAAAUCAAACCUGGUUCCGGCAGCCAGCUAGAGUUGUCCAAGUCGUCGACAUCCCAUGCCGAGAAAAUGAAGCCUGAACAAUCAUUGCUGCCGCUCCAGCAACCCCACAGUGCCACAGAGACAGUGCCUCUCUUAAGAAGCCACUCUGUGCCUUCAGCUGCAUGCACUAUGAGUUCCCCACAUACCUUUAGAGGUAGUUACUCCUUUGAUGACCACAUCACGGAGUCAGAGGUCUUAAGCCGCAGUCAGGUGUCUUCCCAUCCACGAAUGCUAAAACGGCAGCCGGCCAUCGAACUCCCUUUGGGAAUGGAGUACAGUUCAGAGGAGGUUAGCACUGCAAGCAAAGAAAGUCUUUCGAAACCUACUGAGGAACCAGAGAGCAAGGAGAGUGAGCUUACCAAAAAGUUGAGGAAGGGCACCAAAGCAAAAGGCUUUAUGUAUGAGUGUAACAUUUGUGGUGCCCGGUACAAGAAGAGGGAUAAUUAUGAAGCCCACAAAAAGUAUUAUUGUUCUGAGCUCCAGAUUUCCAAGCCUCAUUCUUCCAGUUCUCAUACCUCAUCGGAAGCUGAGAAAGGUUUUAUGGAGUCUGAUCCUUGGCCACAGAUGAUGCAUUAUAAGCUGGGGACUAGUUUAGAGCUUACUCCACUGAGAAAGAGGCGUAAGGAAAAGAGCCUUGGUGAUGAUGAAGAUCCUCCAGCAUUUGAGUUGACUGAAACGUCCUCCUCUAGUAGUGGGCGAGCCACUCAGUUUAGUGGCUUGAAGUCCACUGAUGUGGCCUUGAACCUACUGCCUCAGUCCAUUAAGUCACCAGCAGAUCCCAGUCAAUCUAUGCCACUUUCUGAUGUCAGUGCAAGUUUUCACUCCAGGACUACAAAACCAUCUUUUAGUACAGAAAGCAAGGAGAGGAGAACAACCUCAAAGGAGAUCUCUGUCAUCCAACACACAAGCUCCUUUGAGAAGUCUGAAUCUACAGAGCAGCUAAGUGGCUUGGAGGGAGAGGAAAAGCUGCUCUUGCCGUAUGCAUCUCAGCCACCAGCCCAGCAUGCCCGGCCUCCUCAUUCCCUUCAGCCAAAGCUUGUGCGUCAACCCAAUAUCCAAGUCCCUGAGAUUCUGGUCACUGAAGAGCCCGACAGGCCAGAAAUGGAGCCCGAACCACCCCCUAAAGAGCCAGAGAAGACAGAGGAAUUUCAGUGGCCUCAGAGGAGCCAGAGUCUCUCCCAGCUUCCUGCAGAGAAACUGCCUCCCAAAAAGAAGAGGCUACGGCUAGCAGAAAUGGCUCAGUCUUCUGGAGAGUCCAGCUUUGAGUCACUCAGAAGCCCAAGCCAGGAAAGCAGCAUCUCCCACACUUCCAGCCGCUCCACUUCAUUUGAGCGAGAGGAAGCGGUUCCCCAGCCCUCUGAAACCCAUGCAAAGCUUCUUGGCAUUGGGCCACAUAUGUUAAUGGUGCCCAGCCACCACCACCAUCACCACUCCCGUGAAAUGCGCAGAUCCGCCUCUGAGCAGACCCCGAAUGUCUCCCACUCCUCUCCUAUGUCAGAGACCCGCAGCAAGUCGUUCGACUACGGGAGCUUGUCGUCUUCUCCCGCUUCUGUGUCCCAUCUGCCGACCACCUCAACGGCUGCCCCACCGCCCCAGGAGAGGAGGAAGUGCUUUUUGGUCCGACAGGCAUCUCUUACUAGGCACCCGGAGCAUGAACCAGACCCUGUCCCCAAAGGAGCAGCAGAGAUGGAAGAAUUGCGGCAGUCUUCCAGCAAAUCCCCUGCUGCGGACCUGCCCCAUCAGCAGCCGCCUCCCUCCUCCUCCUCCUCAUCCUCCUCCUCCUCCUCUUCUCACAGAGGCUACCCAGCUGACAAGGGCCAGCCAAAGGACUGCUCCGAGCCCACCUACUCCCAUCCCUACACUGAGGCUCUGCAGGUGUUCCAUCACCCUGCCCCACAGCUGACCCUUCACGAAAAGCAGUACAUGACUCCGCAGAUCUCUUUCUUGCCAUUCCCACACCUCUUGCCACAGCCGGGACAGUCGGUAGAGCUGUUCUCCACCCAGGCCAUGGCGGACAUCUUCGCGGCUCAGUAUUCCAUUCCACAGAUACCUCACUCCGUAUUUCAGAGUGCAGCUCUCCCUCUGCAAGAUGCUUUGCUGCACCCAGGCCAAUUUCACAUUGCUCCUCCACUGAUGUCCCACCCAGCUGAUGUGGCACUGAGGCAGAGCCCAUCACUCUUCCCCAUACACUACCCAGGCUCCCCACCACUGCCUUCCACCUUCUUUCUGCCCCUCCAGUCCCAGCUUGCCCUCCAGUUGCCAAGUGAGAUUGGUGCCCAUUUGCCCCAACUCAAAUCCAGCCUCUCUCCGCCAAUCAGAAGUCCCAGCUUCUCCCCAUCCAUUAACUACAGCUCAGAGAGCCAAUUGCAUAUUUUGACCCGGCCAGACAGUCCCUCUGCAACCGUCUCCAUCUCUCAGUUGGUGGUGCCUGCUUGUGCAGAGCCUGUAGUCUCCCUCGUCGUCCCAGUCCGCAUUCAGACUAACAUGCCAUCCUAUGGGAGCGCAAUGUACACUACCCUCUCUCAAAUCCUGGUCACUCAGUCUCACUGCAGCGCCUCUUCGAUCAUCCUGCCAAAGUUUGAUGAUUAUCAGGCCAAGGGCACCUUGGUUUGCACGGCUAACGUUCAUGGAAUCGGUCUUGAUUUGGCACAGAUGAUCACCGAGGAGCAGAAAUCCUUGUUCCAGACUCCAUACCUGAGACUGCCCUUAUCACUGUCGGAAAGGAAAAGUUACAUUCCCCUGGGCUCUGCAUCUGAAAGCAUCUUGGAUUUUGACGGGAGCCCGUCAACCGUUGGAGGAAGUAAGCGGAUGUUGUCUCCAGCCGGGAGCUUGGAGCUCACUAUGGAAACUCAGCAGCAGAAAAGAGUGAAGGAAGAAGAAUUCUCUGAAAUGGAGGAGAAGCUGAAGAUAGUGACGACAGCUAGUGCAGCAACGGAAGAGAAGGAGUGCAGCCAAGGGAGAACCAAGGCAGAAAGCUCCCCUGACUUAUCUCCUCAAGAGUCAGAGCUUCAGGAAGAGUCAGGCAGUUUACCACCAGACUUGCCACAGUCUGAGGCCUCAAGCUUGGAGGUACAUGAGGGAUACGAGGAGCUGGUGGGCAAGGAGCUCCAAAGCAAGGAUUCUCCACAGAUGGUCAAGAAAGAAGAUUCCAAAGAUCCCGUGGAACCGCCUGCAGCAAACCCUCCAAGUGCAGUAGUUUCCUCUGAGGCUGCACAAAGUUCCCAGAAGUCCCAAGAUGGUAGAGAUGUUAAGAAGGUACUUCAGUUCCCCAGUCUCCAUACAACUACUAAUGUCAGUUGGUGCUAUUUAAAUUACAUAAAGCCAAAUCACAUCCAGCAAGUUGACCGAAGGUCCUCGGUGUACUCCAGUUGGUGUGUUAGUUUGUAUAAUCCCAACCUCCCUGGUGUAUCCACUAAAGUUGCCCUUUCGCUCCUGCACUCCAAGCAGAAGGUGAACAAAGAAACCUACACCAUGGCUACUGCUCCACGUCCAGAGGCAGGGAGGCUCGUGCUUGCCAGCUCCAGGAAUCCCAAAAUGUCUGAGGUUCAUCUGCCUUCACCCCUUCCCAGUGAAGUUCAGAAAGAUGUAAUGAGGACUGAUAAGGAAGAAGAUAAAAGAGGAAAAGGGGAAGACGACAUUCCCAUAUCCAAAAGAGUGGAACCAGCCAGAAUCAAGAUCUUUGAAGGAGGGUACAAAUCAAACGAAGAGUAUGUGUAUGUGCGAGGCCGUGGACGAGGGAAGUAUGUAUGUGAGGAGUGUGGAAUUCGCUGCAAGAAACCCAGCAUGCUGAAGAAACACAUUCGCACGCACACAGACGUCAGGCCAUAUGUCUGCAAGUACUGUAACUUUGCUUUUAAAACCAAAGGGAAUCUGACUAAACACAUGAAAUCAAAAGCCCACAGCAAAAAAUGUCAGGAGAUGGGUGUGUUGGUGUCUUCACUGGUGGAACUAGAAGCAGAAGAAGGAACCAGUGAAGAUCUCUUCCAAGAUUCAGAAGGGCAGGAGGGAUCCGAGCUGCUUGAAGAACACCAGUUUUCAGACUUGGAAGAGUCUGAUGAAGAUGAUGACAAUGAGGAGGAGGAGGAGGAGGAAGAGGAGGAAGAGGAGGAAGAGGAGGAGGAAAGCCAAGAGGAGCCACCUGCAAAGGCCUCAGAAAUGAAGAACACCUGCCUCCCAGAGCAUUCUCCAAGAUGUUCUCCCUCUGCCCAGGAGAAAGGUACUAAGACAGCCUUGCCUACGGCUGAAGACGUUGUCUCCAGCAGUGAGUGUGCUGUUCAAAGUCACCAGACCACCUCCUCGGAAGCAGAAAUGAAAUGGUCUGGUGAUAACAGUGAAGUUGCUGUCUGCCACAGCUUGUUGAGACUCCAUCAGCCAGUUUUGACCUCUAGUAUGCUCCUAGCUGAGAAGGAAUCAAUUGCAAAGCCACAGGUGCCAUUAGCAAUGGACUUGUCCGUCUCCAAAGACACCUCUCCUAGAAGGAAAUGGUUCCCAGGCAAGGAGUCUGGCACUGGUGGUGGUAACCGAUCAAUACUGGCUCGAAAGCACCUCUUAACCAAAAAUGAAACUUCACUGAAAAGGUUUUCGCCCACUGGAGAAACAUCUUCACUGAGAAGUCUCUCUCUGGGGCUGGGCAUGCCCUGUCAUCGGAUGUCUCCAAGGAGAGAGGCAGUUCCCCUUCAUAGCUUGUCCACAAGACUUGAGCCGUCGCCAAGCAGAUACGCUUCUUCAAGAAGAGAGCUGUCAUCUCCACGAGUGUAUCUUCCACCAGAGAGGAGGGUCUCCCCUGUGAGACACGUAUCUCCAAGCAGGGAAAUGUCCUCAGCCAGAUACUUCUCCAUGAAGAAGACGUUGUCCCAGAGCUCUUCAGAGCCACCUUCACGGUACCCGUCCCCAGGGAGAGAGGACUUGCCUUCAGCAGGUGAAGAAAAAGUUCAAAGCUCGUGCAAAACUCAGCAUGGAAUAUCAUCUUCGGUGCCUCUACCUCACAGGUCCCUCAGCAAAAACACGGAGCUGUAUGAAGAACCUAAACUGAAGAAAGAAUCCAGAAGCCCAUCGAGCUCACCGGGCAGUGCUCAACAUCUCUGUGUAAGGCCUUUGCAGUCACCCCACGACAUCAACGUCCGUGCUCCGAGCCGAGUGGAAGAUUAUAUCUUCAGUCAUCUCCCACUGCACUCCCAACAGUUAACCAGGAGCCCAUGCCCCAUGAUCCCCAUCGGGGGCAUCCAGAUGGUCCAGGCCAGGCCCAGCAGCCACCCUAGGUUGGGGCACAGCUCAGUGAUGUCCGGGCAAGUCAGCUAUUUUGCACAGGGCGAGCCCUUCUCUGAAUUCAGCCAAGCUAAAGAAAGGGGCAGGAAGGCCCAAGACCUCCGUGGCACUCCGUCAUCAGCAGCAACCCCACCGCUUCAGAGCAGCUACCUGCAGGAGAAGGUAAGGACUAGCGAGCUUCCCCAAAAGGCAGCCAAGGAGGAAGAAUACAGGGUAAAAACACGUGCUGAAGCCGGUGGCUCGGAGCAGGACAGCUGCCCGGCCCCCCGAGCGAGUUCCUGCCCAGAGAAGGGAGCGUCGCCUGAGCCUUUGGUCAGUGGGGAAGAACUCUCAGGCAAGAAGGGAAAGAAGAAGCGUAGCAGCUUAAGCACCUCUUUUGACCCCCCCUGCACUUUUCUCUCGGACUUCCCUGCGCAGACGCUGGACAGGAGCAGCAGCACCGGCUGCCUGUUGGAGCCUGGCUCGAGCCAGUUCUCCUGCCCACUCUCUGUCAGGAGAAGGAACCUCUCAGGGGAGCCAGCGCCCCAAGGGGGGCCGCACAGGAGGAGGAGCCCCCCCGUGGAGCAAGCAGGCUUCCGCCUCGCAGAAAGGCAAGUGGAUAACAAUACGAGAAGUACUUGAACCUCCCUCCAUCUUUUUGUCACAGGCUUCCCAAGUAAAACAAAACAGACCUUGCUAAUGCUCUUGGUUUUAGAAUAAUCAUUGCUAAAGGAAAAGACUCUCUAGCAUAUGACCAAACCCACAGAGACUCGUGCAUUUCGUUGCGUUUUUUCCUUUGUUCCAGUCUGGUAUUAUUUCCACAUGUACCUGUGCCUUUUUCUAUACUGUUUUGCGUUGUUGUUGCUGUUGCUUCAAAUACACAAACAAACAAAUAGAAGCGAUGAUUUUUUUAAUUUUAUUUUUUAGAGAAUUUUGGAAAGGGGUUUAGAAGACUGUGUCUCUCAUCACCAUGACAAAGUCUGUUCCUUUGGGCUUGUCCAACGCAGACAGGAAAGGGUAAAAUACUGUUUCCUGAGGCUGCACUGAAAACCUCUUAAAUGAUAUUGAUUGAAUGAUUGGGGGGACCGACCCCGUUGUCAUGUACAGACAGUUACAACCCCCCAAAGACCCCCUAUUUAUUAUUUGCUUUAUUUAAUAUGUGGCAAAGUGCUUGUUGUUUUAUAAUUAUUUCUUUUAUUAUUUGCAUUGCUCUGGUUGCCCUGCAAGUGUGCUUUCAGGACAGCUGUGACUGAGUGAAUCUGGGGGAAAAAAGAAGUGUUUACUUUUGAAUUGUAAAUGAAACUAGCACUUAUUUUGUAUGGGAAGGCCCUGAUGGUGGUGAAAGACCCCCCCUCCCCCCGCAACUCAAACACAAAAGGAUCUCAGAAUGUGCCUCCCUUACAUACAACCCUCAAAAGCACUUUUGAAAAAAGGGACACACGCAUGCCCAUUAAAAAAAACAACAACCCUGCCCCGCUGAAAUUGCAAGGAAGUAAGAAUGUAUUGAAUGUAGAAAAAAUGAGUAUGAUGUAGGAGAUCUUAGCUUUCUGAAAGCCGUUCUUGCUUUAAUACUGACAUUCCAUGACUGGCUGCUGCUUUACGACAUACGCACAAUCCCCACGCAGUGCCUUUAACCAGCUGCUAAAGCUCGAGGCUCUGCUGUGGACCCUGGGCCAUUGCCCCCCAGAAGCUCCUCCAUUGGAAACAUGCUGUCAAGCCUGAGAUGCGAACUCUCAGCGUUGGCAGCAUGUCUUGCUUGUUUGUUUCCUGCCACCUGCUCCCCACGCUUCCACUGGAGAACAUCUCCUCUGAUCCCACUUCUGGAAACCGCAAAGCAGGGGAGGGGGGAUAAACGGCAGGGCUGCUGACCUGAUGGCCUUCACAUGGCCAUCGGUGCUGUCUGACAUGUGAGACCAUCUCUGAAGGUCUCAGAGAGCACCUUCCCCCACCUGGCACCCCCCCCCCCGACCAGGUUUCUGUGGGUCCCUUUGCCACCAGCUUGGUGGAAAGGAGAGUUGUGGCCCAGCAAGUUCUGGUGGGGGCCAGGGGGGAGAAAAGCAUGGGCAGGAGCAGAGGCAGCCAAGGAACCUGCAGUUUGGCUUUGGUGUGAACCGUCAACAUGAAGCAUCUCAUCAGUCUGGGUUAAGUCCAUGCUUGUGUUUUUAUACCAGCCCAGCCCAUACCUGGUUCUGGGAUGGAUCUUGGACAUGUCCAUCUUUAGUUGGUCACUACACUGACAUAGCAAAGAAGAAAAUAAGGGGUAUUUAAACAAAAUUUUCACAUAUUAUCCCCCCUCCCACAGAAUAAAUGAAAAACUGCCAUUGUUAGCCUAUAGCAUAGAUUGCAACAGCAAAUGUCUAAUGGCCACUUAAACAUGGAUGUUCUUUAACAUUUGUAGUGCAAUUAUAAAAACAGGCCCACCGGAAGAGUACAGACCAAGCUGUGACAUCAGAGCCAUGCAGCUUUGCCAUGUUAAUGCCAUCUCAGAAGUUUGACUGUUAGAACAAAUGUUUACUCGGGUAGAUAGGAAGCUCAGUGCUUGUUUGGAGAGUCUCUUGUUCUGUAUGGAGUCUGCCCAAAUACUUUGCACAAUUAAUGAAGCAAAACCAGUUCCACAAAUAUUUAACCAGUGGACCAGUCCUUCCUUCCUUCAGAGAAGUUCCAGUUUAUUGCAUGCAUGUUCGCCUCCCUCUUUUUAUUUAACAGUGCAAAUAUAAUGAAAUCCUGAAUGAGAGCAUUUUAAGGCAGGCUUGAAAAGCCACCAACUGUUGUCAUUGCACAGCUGAAUAACCUGGGAUGGGUGUGAUUUGAGCUGAAUACUCUGCAGUUGUGAUGUAUCAUUUCAUAUUUGUAUUAGGUAACUUAAGGACCACAAGAUGUUGCUUUUGGGGUGGGGGGUUGAUUUAUUUUGGGUCAAAGUGACAUUGAUCUUGUGAAGGUGACCAAACUAAUGCUGGAAUUUCAGAGUUCACUGGAAAACGUUCUUCAUGGUCUACUAUAUUUUCCUUGUUUACUGCUUAUAAUACCUCUUUCAGUGCUAAGGAACAGAAUUAUGUGCUAUUGACUCUGUGCUGGAGUCCAGGACCUAACCAGAGGCCUUAUGGAAGGUCCAAUACAACCCCCUUUUUCAACAGGUCAUAGGGGAAUGAACAGCAACCUUGGAAGUCUGGCUCCAAUGGAAAUUGGUACCACACUCACAUCGAUGUCAAAGGAUUCACAGUGUUACUCACUGGCUUCACUGAAGGAGGAAGCCCCAAACCAGAACCUCUCUGGGCAUGGCUGGAAAACAGCUUCUUAUUUCCACUAUGGCUCUGAAUUCCCUGCAAUUUCAGGCUGUUUAUUCCCCUCAGUUCCCUCCAUCCUGCCCUCCCUCCUUCACUGACCUGCUUUCCAUGCAGCCCUUUUGGACCAAAUGGUUUUCCAUAUUGAAAUUGUACAUGAGCCAUCAUUAGACUCUUGCACCUCUAUGAUUAGUCCAUGUUCUACUUGUACACAUGUUCUAAGCGUACCUGGUUUUGCUUUAGGGCUAGAUCCAAUGCAACAUGGUGCUCAGUUUUCAGCCUUCAAUUAUUAUUUUUUCUCCCUUCUCUCUCUCUGUCCCUUGGGUGCACUGGAAGUUAUGUUUCCUCCUCAUUUUCUCAUGGAAUCUGUAAACAACCCAGAGCUAAUAUUAAUAACCAUCUGGGUAUAUUUGCUCUUGCACCUUUAUUUUAAAUUUACUCCUAGGAGUUUGUCAAGGGAUGUUUUGUCCACACUGCAGUGCAAAUGCUCGUCUGAUGUGGCAGCCAAGCCCAGUCAUCUCCAUACUAUUCCACAAAGCCACUUUCAUCUGGUGAAAGAGGGGAUGGAGACCAAGGUUUGUUGACAAAGGAUCACAAUACUGCUUGAACCACAGGCAGAGCAUUCAAGGCAUUGAGCCAAAGUGCUGUUGCUUUGGGUGACAAUGUCUUGUUUUUGUCUCCUUCUACUGAUGACUAUACUUGAACUUCACUUUUCUUUCUUGUUGGGAUCUGACAUAGAGUGCCUACUUCCUGAACAUUCAGGUUAGCAUAUCUGCUUGUGACCGUUUUUGCCCUUCCUUCCUGCCACGUCAAUGUAUCCUUCGGUUCUCCAGUUUGACUUAGUGCAGUUCGAUGAAGGUGUUGCAAGUGUUAAGUUAUCACACCUGAGGCCUAAAUGAGCCUCAAGCCAUUCUUGCACUACUGGCAUCAGUUGUGAUUGCAGAAAGGUGGUGGAGAGAGAGGGGAGGGAAAAAGAAGAAGAACUGAAUUGACAUUCUUGCGAAUGUUGGGUUUCAUUUUGCUUUGCAUUCCUAUUAUAGACCAAUCUAAGCCAAAGUCUCUUUAACCCUCAUGUGUGAAAAAGCUUGGAGUUACUGUGUGAUGCAUACAAAGCAAAAAACAGAGCAUGCAGUGAACCUCCUUCAGCCCGUCAUUACUGUCAACCAGCUGGACUCCUGGAUGUCUGUGGGGCAUUUCUUGGUGGCCGACCAAGUGCACUUGGCUGACCAGGUGGAGCUGGGCUCCUUACGGCAAGCUACUAAACAUACUAAGGGCUCAUCCUGCAAGGUGCUGAGCACUCUAGGCAGACCUAGCAAAGCCUUAAGAAUGUGCUUAACCCAAAGCACUUAAAUGGCCCCGCUGAACGAAACCUUCUGGGUCAAUUGCAGAGCCGCUGCGUGGUCCCACAGUGUGGUGCUGUGAUGAAUGCCUAAGGAGACAGCCACGCCACACACUGUCCCCUCUUGUCUUCUCAGACCGAGGAGAUCUGUCCGAUUCAUCAUCCAUUCUUCUGCUUUGGAGGAGAGCUUCCCCAGCCCCAGAGAUAGCACUGUAAUCAUGCUUGCAGCAAAGAAUGUAAACACACGUGCACCCUAAGUUUGCACUUCCAUACCUUUAGGAGUAGAUUUCAUUGAACAUAAUGAAUUUACUUCACAAUAAACAGGCAUGUGAUUGGAUUGUACAUUCUGUAGAUUAUUUCUAGAACUGCUUUCUACUUGGCCUAACUUUGAGUUCAAAUUUUUGAUGAUGGUUUAUGUAAAGCUACUUUGCAUCAAACCCCUUUUGAAAGUCUUUUUUCCCAGCUUAAGACAUCUGUAUUAUGAUUUAUUAACCCUCCCUUUGGUACUUUAGAGUGCCCUUCUUAGUUUUAUUCAUUUAGAGGCCAAAGAGAAAAAGAAGAAAACAUUUUAAAAUGUUGGUGGCAUCAAUAAAAGUUGAUUGCUUUUUAUUUCAAAGUGCUUUAUAAUUAGAUUUAUAAUCCAUGAAAGACUUGAUAUUUAAGCACCUUUAUAUACUUGCCUAAUUUUCCAGUGUUCUGAAAGAUACUAAACUAACUACUUCUUUUGGCUGUGUAGACAUUUUGAUUGUUCAUUAAAGGCUUAAGAUUUAAAAAUAUUUGGUCAUCUGCAUAGUAAUGUGAGUUUACUGAAGUUGCUGUCACACAAAUGGUUGGUUUGGUCAUAAUAACAGCAAACCAUGAUUUAUUCUAAUUAUAAUUUACAGCCGGAUCUUAUACCUGUCUUACUCAGAAAUAAUCUUACUGCUGGGUAAAUGGACAUAGGACUGCAGCAUCAGUAUACAAACCAUGUUUUGUACAAGAAAACCAUGGUUUGUGUGCUUUCCAUCUUCCCUCUGCCUUCCUUGAGAAUGUAUAGAUGCUAUCCUAAAGAGUGGAUUCAGAAGACAGAGGAAUGGUGCCAGCCUUGGUAUGUCAGUUCAGAUGUAAUGCCAAACCUUAGUUUUUCCAAAGCCAUUUAAAUUGUGAUUUGAGAUACUGAUGUGGAAGCCACUCAACAAUCAUAGUUUAUUGGAAGGUGCUUCAGACACCACGACAAAGCGUGGCUUGGUGCUUGUCCUGAAGUAUCUUUCAGGAUGCAUCCAAGCCAAUAAAACGUUGCUGGCAUUGAAUACCCCACCACCCAGCAAAAUCAAACCACUUGGAUGUAAGCUAAAGACUGGCUAUGGUCCAGUGUUCCAGUUAGACUUUGUCGUGAUUACAGUUGCCCUGUCCCUUCAGUGUUAGCCAGUGUUCCACACAAAUGCGAGAACCAUUCCCUGUUGAAAUGGCUUAGGCUGCUUCCACCAGCCCGUCACUCCAAGGAAACUUUGGACCACCUGGACUGUGCUGGCAGAUUUACUUCGGUAAGGCUCAAUUUGAUUUCAGUUCAGAUUUUCUUAAAUAAAUUCUGGCAUUUAUACCUGAGUUGGUUGGCAGUCCUCAAAACAACUCAGCUGCAAGGAUCUUUGCUACCUAUAUUUGUGAUUGACUUUGCAGACAUUCAUUUUUUCAAGUUGAGAAUCUCAGAAAAGUAACAAAAGAAAAAGCCAUGGAAGCGUCCUUCCUCGUAUUUGCAAUUCGAUCAACACAAUGGUCCAUGUAGGAGUCAGGGAAAGAGCUUGCAGCCACAUAGUGUUGUCGAUAAAUGUAAAUGUAAGACUAUUGACUGAGGCUGGGAUCCUCAGACUAUUCCGGGAAAGAUGCCCACACCGAAAAGAAUUAGCCUGGUGGAUAAACACUUCCAAUCACUGAACUCGCCCUAGACUUGCCCAUAUUCAUGUCAUGAUGAACCACAGGUUAGAGCGAUGGGAAUGAGCUGCAGUGAGCCCUGAAUGCACACGCUUCCCUCUCCCAUCACUCCCAGCUGACUGCAAGGAGGCAUUUAGAAGCUUCUGAUCAUGUCUGAGAUUUUGUUUUUUUAAAGUUUAGCAUUAAGCCCUAAUCCUUAAACUGUGGUUAGGUAUGAUGUGUUGAAACAAGCCAGUUUCAUAACCCAUGUUUUCACAUCAAAUUGUUUCAAACAAACCAUGAUUAAGUUUAAUCAUAGGGCGUCAGGUUCAGAGGAUACAACAUGCUGUGGUUAACCAGAAGCCAGUGUUUCUGAACUUCUCACAGCUGCAUUGGAGGAGGGAGAGUGUCUGAGCACAUGGCUUGAUUUCAUUCCAUUAAACUAUGGUUUUGUGUGAUGUCCAAACCCAUUGUAUUCUGCCUGUUGAUUCUUUGUAGGUAGAAGUUCCCCCCUUUUCCAAUUCCUGGCUUUCCCAGCGUCAGCUGCCAUGAAAAAAUUAGAAUGCCAUUGAGACUAGUUUUUAAAAGGCAUUAAAGCUAUUGUGUUGUUGAUAAUGAUAAAAUGCUUUUGAGCUAAGCAUGUAGCAUUGCGAUCUAGCCCUUCUGUUGUGCAUUUUUCAAUAUGCCCCCCCUUUUACUUUUUUCAGCACUUGAGUUUAUUGUGUGUUCCUUAGGAUUUUUUUGUCCAGUUAUUGCACAGUAUUUGUGAAUUAAGAGGUAAAAUAUUUUUUAUGAAAAUACCAAAUUUGGGUCCUAAUGAUGACAUUAAAACAAGUUUUCAUUAUUGAAAUAUUAUGGCACUUAUGCUCACUUUAGUAAAUGUAAUGUAAGAUAUUAAUAAUAUUGAUGAUGUGUACGCAAAUUUAAUAUACAUGGUCUCAUGUAAGAUAAAUAUUUGCCUUUUUUUCUAAAAGGUGUAUGUAUUCUGUAAGUGGAAUAGGCUUUAGAAAGUUUCUAUAUGUUCUUAAAAAUGGCAAUACAUUCCAAAAAGGUACUGUAAAUAUGUACAGACUCAGAGUACAGUGUAAUUUGGUAGUUUUGCUUGUAAUUUUUAUUUUCAAUUCAGUUUCUACAUUUGCAUCUUGCAAUGUCUGUAUGGUUAUAAGAGUGCAAAAAAAUUGCAGGUGAAAAGCACAGAAUAUAAUGUUUAAAAAAAGAGAAAAAUACUCUGCAUUUGAUGUUUGUGACCCUUAUUGUAAAUGACAUCUGUACUGUGAAUGAAAAAAGUUUUUACACGUAUAUUGCCUUUACUACAGUUCAGACGGUCUACUCGAUCUGAGCAUAUUUUUUAAAAAAUAGCACGUUGGAAUAAAUUUUAAAGUCCCAACUUA
Varanus komodoensis (Komodo dragon) is the source of this 16416-nucleotide messenger RNA. It is a transcript of the gene HIVEP3, whose product is annotated as HIVEP zinc finger 3. Gene Ontology annotation, cellular component: nucleus. Gene Ontology annotation, molecular function: DNA-binding transcription factor activity, RNA polymerase II-specific; RNA polymerase II cis-regulatory region sequence-specific DNA binding; zinc ion binding. The record is from RefSeq and is a predicted model, not a curated record. NCBI's taxonomy places the organism in Eukaryota, Metazoa, Chordata, Lepidosauria, Squamata, Varanidae. The coding region runs from base 1739 to 9160 and encodes 2473 amino acids. The transcript has 6 exons. Gene Ontology annotation, biological process: regulation of transcription by RNA polymerase II.